Molecule: messenger RNA, 1622 nt
Organism: Paramormyrops kingsleyae
Lineage: Eukaryota; Metazoa; Chordata; Actinopteri; Osteoglossiformes; Mormyridae
Source: RefSeq, a predicted model, not a curated record
AAAAGAAAACAGCUACUAAUUAGGACACAGAUUACUGGAAGAACAGAUGUUUGCCUAGAGACACAUUGAAGCUUUGUCUGAUUCUUAUUCUCAGAACUCAAUCUCAGCCCUCAGAGAGAUACAGUUAGUCUUUACAUUUGGAAGAGACACACCGAAAAUGGCCAGGUCUCAUUGGCUGUUCAUCGCCGCUCUCUCUGCCAUACUGUGUGGUGGGGUCCACACAUUCAAGCCGUUCACAUUCGACCAAAGGCAAAUCUCUCACGGUGAUAUCACUGAGAUGGCCAUCCUGCGUAAGACGGCAGAGGUGUGCCGUGACCUGGCGCAGAAGGAGGGGAGACCCUUUAGCCUGACGAUUGACAGCAGAUUGUCGGCAUAUGCAGUUCAGGCAGCCUGUUCCCCAGACAGUGACCCCUCCCUGCUGUCAAGCAAUAAGUUUAAAGAUGCUAUCAUGAAGGUCUAUAAGAGCAACUGGGAGGUGGAUCAAAGUUUACAUUUCUUUGACCCUGAGUAUCACUUUGACAACGAAACAUUUGUAGAAGGUCGGAAUCUUAUCACCCAGGGCAGGACUAUCGUUAAAAAAAGUGUGACAGAGGAGAGCUUUUCAUCAGCAAGAGAAACACUGGGGAAAAUAUGUCACACCUUGCAGGUGAGCCACAAUGUUUCCUGUUUGUACUACUAUAGCUUAUCGAUAAAUAAGAACACGCCGACAUGCACGGACUGUAUAGGCGGCAACUGUGAGAACAACAUCCUCCCAGAGAUUCUGCGUGCAAAGAAGUUAACUUCUGGGUACUUUGAUGUGUUUAGCGGCAAGAAACCAACAGGAAAAUGCAGUCAUGGUGGGUUUUUUGACCAAACCAGCAAACAGAAGCCCGUAGGUGGGAUCAACAAAGAUGCUACAGACUCAGAGCAUGGCAAUCGACAUGUGGAUGCUGCCAACAUGGCAAUGACCGCCACCAUGGAGCUUCUGGAAGACAUCCGUGGAGCCGUUGGAGAUAUCAACUUCCUACGGUACGAAUGUUUGUUUGCUCCCCUUCUUCUCCCUCCACUCAACUGCUCACCCCUGUCCACCUCUGUCCAGCUGGCCCUUACAGGUGCUCCUCCCUUCUCAGAGAUUUUUGUCUUCACGGAUGCUUCCGCCAAAGAUAUCUACCUGAAAAACACAGUGCUGUCACUGAUAGAAAGCACAAAGUCAGUGGUAACCUUCAUGUUAACAAAAGUCUUUGCUGGCCGACGUCGAAGAAGCAGUGACAGUAACAAUCAAGGGCAACAGCAGCAAUUUUCUAGUCGAAUAUCGUCAUCUGCCAGCCAGGAAUACCAGGAGCUGGCACAGGCAUCGGGGGGGCUGGCUAUACAGACUAGCACGGCCAACUUGCCCCAGGCCACCAGCAUUAUUCUGGACUCCACCACCUCUGCUCUGGUGACCCUUUUCCAGGCUGUGAGGAACCCAGGGAAGGAUGAAGACUUCAUCUUCAUGGUGGAUCCAUCCAUCAGAAACCUGACAGCUUACAUCACAGGCAACAGCAUCACAUACAGUCUCCAGAAUCCUUUAGGUGAGCUAACAAGCCUGGAUAAUAUAUUUAUAAUGAUAUUUAAGCAAUUUAGCCACAUUAGCCUGUUUCUCU